Zingiber officinale is the source of this 2082-nucleotide messenger RNA. Its product is annotated as desmethyl-deoxy-podophyllotoxin synthase-like. Bases 124 to 1707 code for a protein of 527 amino acids. NCBI's taxonomy places the organism in Eukaryota, Viridiplantae, Streptophyta, Magnoliopsida, Zingiberales, Zingiberaceae. The record is from RefSeq and is a predicted model, not a curated record. Gene Ontology annotation, molecular function: heme binding; monooxygenase activity; oxidoreductase activity, acting on paired donors, with incorporation or reduction of molecular oxygen. The transcript has 2 exons.
CUAAGCAUCACCGACGAAGCAAGAUUCCAUAUCCGUCGCCGGGGUCCGUCCAAAACAACUCCAAUUGACCGUCAUAUUCUACGAUAUAUAUCACAUCACACACCGUGGAAGUCGGAGGGCGGAAUGUUUAAACUCCGUAGCGUGGCCAUGGAAGCUUUUACCUUGAAGCUUCUCAUCCUCUUCUUCGCCCCCCUCUUCCUAUUCCUCUUCCUCAGGCGUAGCCAUGGCCGACGGAGGGGCCACGGCAAACCCCUCCCUCCCGGCCCGUUCAACCUCCCCGUCAUCGGCAGCCUACACCACCUCCUCGGCCCGUUGCUGCACCAGACCCUCGCGUCCAUGUCCCAGCGAUACGGCCCCGCCAUGCUCCUCAAGUUCGGCCAUGUCCCCACCCUCGUCAUCUCCUCCGUUGGGGCCGCCGCCGAGAUCAUGAAGACCCACGACGUCAGCUUCGCGACGCGCCCCGUCAUCCAUUCAGCCACGUUGAUCGCCUACGGCGGCGACGGCAUUGUCUUCGCGCCCUACGGCAUCUGCUGGCGCGAGCUCCGCAAAAUGAGCAUGGUGGAGCUCCUCAGCGCCAAGCGCGUCCAGUCCUUCGGCCACAUCCGCGAGGAUGAGGUGCUGAAAUUUAUGCGCUCCAUUAUGUUGGAACCCCAAAGCGUGAAUCUUAGCAGCGGAUUUAAGGUGCUCGCGAACGACAUCGCGGCGAGGGCCAUCAUCGGGAGCAAGUGCGAGUACCAGCAGGAGUUCCUGCGGUUGAUAACGAAGGGGCUCGAAGCAGCGGGGGGAUUCAACUUGGCCGACUUGUACCCGUCGUCGCUGCUCCUCGGGUUGCUCAACCGUUUGUUCUCUGCCAAGAUGCAGCGGCUGCACCUCGAGGCGGAUGCCAUCUUGGAUGGCAUCAUCAAGGAGCACAGACAGAGGAGUAAGACGUCCGCAGAGCAGAGCGCAGAGGUGGACAUGGUGGAUACCCUGCUCAAGGUUCAAGCUGAAGGCAGCCUUCCGUUUCCUCUCACGGACUUGUCCAUCAAAGCUAUGAUUUUUGAUCUUUUUGCAGCGGCGAGCGAGACGACCUCUACGACCAUGGAAUGGGCGAUGUCGGAGCUGAUGAAGAAUCCGAUGGCGAUGAAGCGGGCGCAGGAGGAAGUGAGGCGGGUGGUGGGAGGCAAGGGGACGGUAACCGAGGACGACGUCGGCGAGAUGAGUUACCUCAAGCUGGCGGUGAGGGAGUCGAUGAGGCUUCACCCUCCCCUGCCUCUGUUGCUGCCGCGGGAGUGCCAGGAAUCGAUGGAGGUGAUGGGCUACUGGAUUCCGGCGAAGACGAGGGUGCUGGUGAACGCGUGGGCGCUGGGGAGGGACCCGAGGUACUGGGACGACGCCACGGAGUUCGAGCCGGAGAGGUUCGCCGCCGGUGGGAGGAGCUGCGGGGUGGACUCGAAGGGGACCAAUUUGGAGCUCAUACCGUUCGGGGCGGGUAGAAGGAUGUGCCCCGGUAGCACGUUCGGGAUGGCGACCGUGGAGCUGGUUCUCGCUUGCCUCCUCUACUACUUCGACUGGGAGAUGCCGGUCCCGGGCGACGGAAGACCGGCGAAGAAACCGAUGGAGUUGGACAUGGAGGAAGAGUUCAUGCUGGCGUGCCAUAAGAAGACGCAGCUUUGCUUGCGCGCGAUCCAAAGAAUCCGCAGCGAUCUCGAUCGAGCAAAACACUAGACAGGGCCGUCAAUAUCAUCUUCAAGUUGCUGUUCAAAUCUAUCCCAGUAAUAUUAAGAUAGUUCACAUGCCAUCUAAUCUUGUCCAGAAUCUGAAUCGGAUAAAGAACAGAUGAAUUAUUACGGAAGUUGACGGAAGGAUGACUGAAAUACUUUUCUUAUAUAUGUUUUUAAAAAUGGACUCCCACGUGGUAAUGAAGGACGACGAUAACUGAGCCGACAGUACUUGAGCUCUGCACAUACUUAGACGAGCACACGGACAUUAGAGGCCAGAAAUCAGAAGAAAAGUCUCCGAAAUAGGUUCUUCGAUGUUUAAGUCAGGUAUUUUUUUCAGAAAAACAGUGUAUGAAGAAUAAAGAAAGUAAAAGACAAAUGA